AUGCAUGUGUGCAAGUUAUGCAACAAGAGUUUCUUGACUGGGAAUAUGUUGGGUGGUCACAUGAGGAUUCAUGGAACUAGAAAAUCUAUUGAAGGAAAUGUCAAGUUCGAAAGCAGCAACGUGGGUCCUGAUAGUUGUGGCCUAAGAGAACAGCCCAAGAAAUCUUGCAAAUCCUCAGACUUCAAUCACGAUGAUAGUGUUUCAAUGCAAGAAACAGUGAAAUGUAGAUUUUGUGGCAAAGAAUUUGGUUCAGAAAAAUCCCUUCAUGGUCACAUGAGGCAUCACCCUGCUAAAGAAAGAAAUGGAGUUUACUGCGAAGAAUGUGGAAGAGGGUUUCUGUCGUUAAAAUCUUUAAGUAAUCACAAGAGACUGCAUCGUGAGAAUUUUAGGAUCUCAAGUGAACCAAGGGCUAGUUCUAGGCCUAAUCUGGUUUCUAUGGCUUUAUCUGCUACGGAGGAUGUGAAUCUUGUGAGAAGAAAGCGAUCUAGUAGAAUGAGGUACAAGAUUACUCCUAAUUCUUCUUUUUCUAGCUUGAAUGAAUCUUUUUCUGGUUUUGAUAUUGACCAAGAAGUUGAAGAGGCGGCUCUUACUUUGAUUAUGAUGUCUAGGAGUGGAUGUGUUGGGUUUGAUUCAUUGUGUCGAAAUAAGCGAAUUGAGAGAGAUGAGGAUUGCCAUGUUUUUUAUGGUAAUGAACUAGUCAAGCCAAAGAAACCCAGAGAGGAUAAUUUAGACUCCUGUGAUUUGGAUUCUAUGACUAGUAUAUAUGGAUGUAGUGGUGAAGGUGAUACUGAGACGGGGCGUGAUGAGGAAAAUCAAGUUAGAUCGAAAGUUCCGAGAGAGAGUAUUUUCAAGUAUAUUGAAUCCAAGAGCCCUCAAUUGGAUGAUGAAUCUGGAGUUGAAUUUUGUGGAAUUGAUAAAGAGAAGGGAGAUCAUGACGAAAUGCUUACCACUUGCACUGAAGCUGAAUCAAGUCAGGAUCUGAUGAGUGAAGUUGGAUUGGAUUGUGCUGGUUUGGGAUUUGAGAAAUCUAUUCCAAGUAAUCAAGCAAGGUUUGAUGCUUGUAAUUCUGAAAUGGGAAAGGAAUCUCGGUAUCAGAUGGUAGUAACCACUUCAAGUUCUGAUAUCAUGCAAGGUCCUAGCAAGAAAGGUGAUUUCACGUGCAGAAUCUGCAACAGGAAAUUCAACACUCAUCAGUCACUUGGGGGUCACCAAACAUUCCAUAGGAAGAGUCCCAUAGAGGUGAAGGUUGAUAGCUGCGAAAAGGAUAUCCAGACUAAUUUUUCUGCUGAAACUGAGGCUACAGACAAACUUGAAUGUAUUCAGGAAUUAGCAAAGCAGGAAAGUGAUGAUGUUAUUGUAAAACAUUGCGAGUCAAAGGAGGGUAAGGAGCACAAAUGCUCAAUCUGCUUUAAAGUUUUUCUAUCUGGCCAAGCUUUGGGAGGUCACAAAAGGGCUCAUUUUCUUAGAGCCAGAGAAGAACAGGAUACUGCAUGA
This is a messenger RNA of Populus euphratica (Euphrates poplar), 1494 nucleotides long. RefSeq lists its product as uncharacterized. Lineage: Eukaryota; Viridiplantae; Streptophyta; Magnoliopsida; Malpighiales; Salicaceae. The transcript has a single exon. The record is from RefSeq and is a predicted model, not a curated record. Bases 1 to 1494 code for a protein of 497 amino acids.